CGGUGGGCGCUUUACUCUUCUGCUGCGAAAGACUCGCCGAGCUCAUUGAGCAACGGAAAAAAAGACAGUUCCCAUAGGCAAGAUUCGCAGCUGAGUCUUAUCACGUCCUCAGCUGUUCGUAGGAGACCGAAAGUACUGUGUUCGGAUAACCAUCUUUUGAUCAAGAAGAGUGUUAAUGGUUUGGACUGAAGAAUUCACAAUGUCUCGUACCGACGAGGUCCACCGCAUUACGGAAAAUGUAUACAAGACCAUCAUGGAGCAGUUCAACCCCUGUCUGCGGAACUUCGUUGCCAUGGGGAAGAACUACGAGAAGGCCCUCUCUACUGUGACGUUCGCCGCCAAGGGUUACUUCGACGCUCUGGUGAGGAUGGGGGAGCUGGCUAGCGAGAGCCAGGGAUCGAAGGACCUAGGGGACGUGCUCUUUCAGAUGGCUGAAGUCCACAGGCAGAUUCAGGUGCAGCUUGAGGAAAUGCUGAAGUCCUUCCACAAUGACCUGCUUUCCGAGCUGGAGAAGAAAGUGGAGCUGGAUGCCAGAUACCUGACCGCGGCUCUGAAGAAGUACCAGAUUGAGCACAAGAGCAAAGGCGAGAGUCUGGAGAAGUGUCAGGGUGAGCUGAAGAAGCUCCGACGUAAGAGCCAGGCCAGCAAGAACCCCUCCAAGUACAACGACAAAGAAAUGCAGUAUGUGGAGACCAUCGGCAACAAACAGGGCGAGCUGGACACCUUCAUCGUGGAGGGCUACAAGACGGCCCUGUCAGAGGAACGCCGCAGAUACUGUUUCCUGGUGGACCGUCAGUGUGCCGUGGCCAAGAACAGCAGUGCAUACCAUGGCAAGGGGAAGGACCUGCUGACACAGAAGAUCCCCGUGUGGCAGCAGGCUUGCUCGGACCCCAACAAGCUCCCGGAGAGGGCCCUGCUUCUGGUGCAGCAGAUGAACUCUGGUUCCAACCCCCUCGUCUCCAGCCCCCUGCACUCCUCCAAGGGCAACCUGGUCAUCUCCGACCCCAUCCCCGGCGCCCAGCCACUCCCUGUGCCCCCUGAGCUGGCCGCUUUCAUGGGCGGCGGUCUGGGUCACCAGGCGAGGCUGAUGGGUCCUGACGGCAUGUCCCUGGUCAACGGGACGACGGGCUUGCAGGGUGAGGAUUACUGGGGCGAGGGGGCGGUGUCUCAGGGAAGACCCGCCUCCCCUCAGCCCCAGUCUCAGCCGCAGCCGCAGAGGCAGGUCAGCGAGGUCUACUCCAACACCCUGCCCGUCCGCCGACCCCAGCCUGCCAAGAACAAGACCUCCGUGGGCGAGACGCGGACCCUGCCCAGGUCCAGCUCCAUGGCGGCGGGUCUGGAAAAGAACGGGCGGUCACGCGUGCAGGCCAUCUUCUCGCACGCUGCCGGUGACAAUAGCACGCUGCUUAGCUUCACCGAGGGCGACAUCAUCACGCUGCUGGUGCCCGAGGCCCGCGACGGAUGGCACUACGGCGAGAACGAGAAGAACAAGAUGCGGGGGUGGUUCCCCUUCUCCUACACGCGGGUGUUACCUGAUAGCGACAGUGACAAGCUGAGAGUGAACCUGCACCACGGAAAGAGCAGCAGCACUGGGAACCUGCUGGAGAGGGACGACGCCUCUUUGCCCGUGCCCGACUACGGCCUGACCGCCCGCCUGCUGGCGCAGAGCCUCACGCAGAACCGCCCGCGUCCGUACAGCAUGGCCGGCUUCACGCAGCCAGCGAUUGAGGAUUAUGAUAGUCGUUUUGCCACAAGUGACCGCUCCCUGGAGGUCUACCUCAGAUCACACAUGAUGGACGACCGCACUGCUCCGCUCUUCUACUAGAGAGGCCCGCACAUGGCCGGCUCUCUGCUGCCCUCUCCUGCUCAGUGCUCGUUGGUGCACAAGCGCAGGGGGCUAGAAUACAUAAUGCUUAAAGACUCGCGAGCCAGCAGGGAUGAAAGGUCCUGCGCUCUAAGGAUUAAACCCUUGUCCCGUAAAGCUUUUAUAACUGUUGUAGUGUAAUGAGAAAUCUUGAUGUGCGGCGUGACGUCCGCAAACGCCGACGUCACGCAAGGCCCCUUUGAUAGGAGGCGGCUUUGUUUAUGGGAGACAUUUUUACAGUUCAGUUAGUUUUGUUUUGGUUCAGGCUUUUGAUAAACAAAACAAAUAUAUAUGUAUAAGAAGAAAAGAGAAAAAGCUAGUGACAUCCAAGAAUGAAUGUAUCCUCAUCAAAACUUUAAAUCCUUUACAUUUUUGUUGCAUCUUCUCCCAUUUCUUACUUGUUUUUCUUUGGGUUUUGUCAGUGGGUAGCGAGUAGAUCUUUGCUUCGUGUUGGAUGUAAGAGGUAACACGUGGGGAGGGAUUCUCCUUCCGCCCUCCCUCCCGGGCACUCAGUCUCUGCGCCGCCAGCCCAUCCUGUAGGAAGCCGCUGUAAAUACAGACUCCACCCGAACGAGCCCCCAUCUCCAGGCUGUGACCUUUUUUGCCCAUCCCGCGUUUUGGCUAAUGCUUAACCUAAAAGGCCCAGCGGUUCCUUUUUUUUCUGUUCCCUGGUCCAGGGAGACUUGUACAGUACUUCCUCCACGUUCAGUGAGCACCAACAGGGGUCUGUGCCUUCUACUGAUUUUAGGCUGUAGUGUUCCAGUAUUGAGGAAAAUCUGUUGUCAUGAAAAAGGCAAAAAUAGUCAAAACUCUUUUGUAUUAUUGUUGCUUUUGUUUGAUUUGAUUACUAUAGCUAUCACAUGAUUUUCAGCAAAGUGUUUGUUUGUUUUUUGUUGGUUCAUGCUGUUGGUGUUUGGCUGCUUAUGAAACAAUCUCAAUUUGAAAUGUUUUGUGUUGUUUUUUUCCUGUUUAAUACUGCUUCAUAAUGUUUGGGAAUAGAUUUAUGGGGCUAUAAUACACAUGCACAAUUAAACAAUUUGCAGUUAGUGUAAAUACAUGUUUUUCUUUUUCCUAACUCAAAUAUUCGACAAGUACAUGUCUGUGUUGAACAAAGAUUCUUGUAGAUCUUCCUACCCUUGUGCUAGUUCAGAGAUGGUCUUCCAGUCAGCAGAGGCUUAGUAUCAAUACCACAAAUCUAUACUAUGUAAGAUUUGAACACACAUUUCUGCCAGACACCAGAGCCCUUGCAGAACUGCACUCCGCAACCAACCGUUAACACCUGAACUUUUGGUGUUUAAAAUAUUUUUCUAGCAGUUCGGAUUGCGCCUAAUGUUUCUCUGCAAUACGCGGGUCAUGGCCUGAUGUUCCUGUGCUGUCAAAGGUAUUUACAAAGAUAUUUUAGAAGUGUGCAAAUGUUGCGGUUGACACUAACUGCUGUCUAAAAGCCUAUUUUUUAAAAGUAUGACUAAGUUUGGUUUCAGAAGUUCAGUUCUGCUCAUAGCGUAAUAGAGCUUAGAUAUGAGUGUACUUCUAAGACUUCUGCAGCAUUCAUUAUGCUGCUUCUAGUUUAAAUCCUACAUAGUAUAACCUUAAAAAGCUUGUAUGUGCUUGUAGUGCAUCCUAACCUCAUCAGAGUGUAAGAAAAGGUUGGAAAGUCUAACUGGAAUUGUGUGUGUGUGUGUGUGUGUGUGUGCGCGCGCAUGCAUGCAUGCACAUGUGUAUGUGAGUUAAAUAGGCUAACAUUUUAUGUACUACUUUUGGCUUUUUGUCUGCGUUCUGUUCUCUUAUUUAUGUUCCUGUAUUUUACGGACAAGUUCUUUUCCUUUAAUGAAAUAAAACGGAUGAAAGCAAA
This is a messenger RNA of Electrophorus electricus (electric eel), 3716 nucleotides long. RefSeq names its product BAR/IMD domain containing adaptor protein 2a (gene baiap2a). The record is from RefSeq and is a predicted model, not a curated record. Gene Ontology annotation, biological process: positive regulation of actin filament polymerization; plasma membrane organization; actin crosslink formation. Gene Ontology annotation, cellular component: nucleoplasm; cytosol. NCBI's taxonomy places the organism in Eukaryota, Metazoa, Chordata, Actinopteri, Gymnotiformes, Gymnotidae. Gene Ontology annotation, molecular function: protein binding; cytoskeletal adaptor activity.